AUUGGCUGCCUAAUCAUCAGUGUCGUUAGGGCCUACAGGGAGUCUCCACCGUCUCCGUCUGGAUUUGUGUUGCACUGAAAACCAUGGCAGUCACGGCGCUGGCGGCGCGGAUGCGGCUCGGUGUGUGGGGCGUGAGGGCAAUGCAAGCCCGAGGCUUCGGCUCCAACCAGUCAGACAAUGUCUCCGGCGCGGGUUCGGUGAGAGAGGCCGGUGGGGCCUUCGGAAAAAGAGAGCAGGCUGAAGAGGAACGAUACUUCCGAGCAAAGACUAGAGAACAACUGGCAGCCUUGAAGAAACACCAUGAAGAUGAGAUCACUCAUCAUAAAAAGGAGAUUGAGCGUCUGCAGAAAGAAAUUGAGCGGCACAAGCAGACCAUCAAGAGACUAAAAGAGCAUGCUGAUGAUUAAGUGCACACAGUUCCCCGUAGAAUGGCUGCAUAUUGCCCACUUUUAUGAAGACAUAAUUCUGGUAAUUAAUAUCUAUCUGUGCUGCCAACAGGUUAUAAUAAAUUGUCAUCAGUGAACUGUGU
Molecule: messenger RNA, 529 nt
Organism: Pteronotus mesoamericanus
Lineage: Eukaryota; Metazoa; Chordata; Mammalia; Chiroptera; Mormoopidae
Gene: ATP5IF1
Product: ATP synthase inhibitory factor subunit 1
Exons: 3
Coding region: 84-407 (107 amino acids)
Biological process (GO): negative regulation of ATP-dependent activity
Cellular component (GO): mitochondrion
Molecular function (GO): ATPase inhibitor activity
Source: RefSeq, a predicted model, not a curated record